Molecule: messenger RNA, 3995 nt
Organism: Penaeus chinensis
Lineage: Eukaryota; Metazoa; Arthropoda; Malacostraca; Decapoda; Penaeidae
Exons: 8
Coding region: 1306-3891 (861 amino acids)
Biological process (GO): chemical synaptic transmission; regulation of membrane potential; signal transduction
Cellular component (GO): neuron projection; membrane; synapse
Molecular function (GO): protein binding; transmembrane signaling receptor activity; neurotransmitter receptor activity
Source: RefSeq, a predicted model, not a curated record
AUGUGGUGUCCUGCUGUUGUAGUGUCCAACCUAUGCAGUGUCUAAUUUUUGUGUUUAACCUUUUAGACACAACAUUGUCUCCCUUUUGCAAUGCCCAAGUUUCCAAGCUAUCUUUUGUAUUGUUCAACUUAUGUGGUGUCCAAGCUAUGCAAGAACCAGCUUUUGUGGUGUCCAACUCAUGAAGUAAAAACAUGGCAGCGUCUAGCAAAAGGAGUGUCUUCAAUUUGUAAUAUCCAAGCUAAGGAGUGUUUGAACCAUAGCAGUACCUAAGGUAAGGAGUGUCCGGCCUACAAUAUGUAGCUUUCAUCCCAAGCGUUCAGCCAAGAGUUCAACUAAUGCACUAUGCAGCUUAUGGAAUGUCUGUUACAUGUAUUUUCCAAUCUAUACAGUCUUCAAACUAUCAUGUGUCUAACAAAAGAAAUGUCUAAUCUAUGGUGCGUCUAAUUUACACAGUUUCAAACUAUAUGACUAUCCACCCUCAUCUAUGUUUAUAUCCAGCCUGAUGAGUGUCUAACCAAAAGAGUAUCCAGCCUGAGCAGUUUACAUCUGGUUAACUAUAUAAUCCAAUAUUCUGACCUAUUUUUUUUCUUUAUAUGGACAGAUAUAGACUGCCUGUUUGUUGAUGGAUAUAAAUUACAACUUAACUGCAUGUUUGGCUUUGAAAACAGAAUGUAUUUGAAAGUCGUUCUUUCGUAGGUAUGUUUGUUGUACAUGAAAGAGCAACAAUUUCACAAGAGCAUAAGAACUGUCAUUCUAGUAGUUUUUUUUUCAUUAGCUUUUACCAAAGAUUGGUUUCACAGGUUCAUUCGUAUUUGUUAUAUUCGUUCCUUUUGCCUUACUUACAUGGCAGCUAAUUGUUAAGUUGCAUAGACCCAGAUCUGUGUGAAUUAUAAUAUGAAUGUCAGUCGAUCAGUUAUAGUAUUUGGGUACUUUUAAUAUAUGUAUACAGAGACAUAUACAUUCAAUUAAACACAUGCGAACAAUGCUCCUGUUUCUUGCUCCAUAUUACACCGACAUUACUACACAAUGUUUGUUAAAACAUUUAAAUAUCCCCUAUGACAUUUUUUUCUUUCUUUUUGCGACAUCAGACUGGACGAAUCACCAUUCAGGUCCCUCCUCUUCUCUGUGCUGAACAAGCAUCAAAGAGUCGCAGGCAAAUCUCAACAAAAGAAAGCACUCCAGGAAAGCCCAGGGCAUCUCAGAAGGCAAACUGGAGCUGUGUUAUAUUGUGUGACUAUCUCUCUAUUCAGCUGCUGUCCCUGUGUCGAAGGUCAAUACGAACAGGAGUCAGAGAAUGCUGUUACCAUGGCAACGUUUCAGCGUAGUGGAGCUGCCUCUACAGACACUUACCUGAAGUACCUUGGCGAAAUACCAGAGCUUGCCCAGCUUACCUUCUGCUUCCGCUUAUAUCUCACUCAAGCACGUGAUGAAAUCAUAGUGCUUUCAUAUGCCCAUCCUGAACAUGACGACGAAUUAUACAUUGGGUUUCAUUACAGAAAUAAAAAGCUGAUGAUGAGAUGCUGCAAUCGCAAAUGGGAACGGGAUGUGAGGUUGAAAUUGGAACUUCGUAGCUGGUCAUCCAUUUGUGUGGCUUUGGACCUUGGUGGUGGGAAUAAUGAAGUCCUUCAGGAUGGGUUAAUCAAAUUUGGAGUCGAGAACGACAUCCUUGAUCCUCUUCAUGUGCGUGGUGGGGGUAUGUUAUACAUUGGCCAGGAACAGGAUCGGCCUGGAGGAGGAUUCACCAGGACCCAAAGCUUUGCAGGAUCCUUGGUGGAUUUACGCCUUUAUGAUAAGACCCUGUCUAAAGAUGGUAUGGAAAACUACACCAAAUGUGAACCUAUGCAUGUCUCUACAAUACCUAUUUUUUCCUUUGCUGAGAUUACCAAUGAUUUCGAAAAUAGCAAAGUUGAAAUAAAAAGAGAGAGCAAUAACCACUUCUGCAGCAAGCAGACGCCCUACGAUAUCUUAUUUCCGGAGGUACAAACCUUUCAUCAGGCUUCUCAUUUCUGCCAUGCCCUCGGAAGCACCUUGAAGGUACCAAAGAAUAAAGAUGAAAACACAGCCCUUAAUAAACAAUAUCUUUCGCAUGUCAACAGUUGCAGCAGCAUUUGGAUCGGAAUUCAGCGUAAUGUGACUGGAAGGUACUGGUAUGACAGAACAAACCAGAGGAAAAUCACCUAUGCUAACUUUGGGAACCAAGUGGCAUUCGAUGAUUCUGAGGCCUGUGCAUCAUUCAAACGAAGCCAAGACACUGUUUCUUCAGGUGGAUGGUCCCCCAGAAGCUGUACAAUGGAAUUCUGUGCCGUCUGUCACUCUGAUAAAAUCUCAUUCUUAAAGCUGCGUGGACUAUGUGAAAGGUCACUCUUUGACCAUGAAUACUUUCUCUCUGAUGAGAAAGGUGUACCUGUAUUUAACGGAGUGUACUAUUCUAUCAUGACCAAACAUCUUCCCCCUGAAAAUGCUUCAGCAUCUGAUUUUGGCUACUGGCAGUUGUUGCGCCUAGAUAACCCCAGCAUUAAUGCAACAUUCCCCCUGAAGUUCCCUACUCACUACCCGGUGGGCCUUAAUAACUGGACAGUGAGCAAUGAUGCUUGUGGCAGCCAUGAAGUCAUGCUCAGAAUGACCUCAUGCAUGGAACAUCAGUUUUCCUGCGAUGACGGAACUUGCAUCCCCAUCCACCAGCGAUGCAACAAGGAAAUCAACUGCCUCGAUGAAUCGGAUGAGAUCUCUUGUGACUUCUUGUCUUUUCCAUCUAUGUAUGACGAAAAGUCGCCACCGCCACGCCUCCACCUGUCUACCCCAGUUAAUGUAUCUGUUUAUGUCCUGCUCCUGUCGAUGCGUGCCUUUGACCUCACAGGUUUCAAUUUUGUGUGCGAAAUCGAAGUGCGUUUCUCGUGGAAGGACUCUCGGCUGAUGCUGAACCACCUCAAGACAGACAGCUCACUGAACAUCAUUCACCUGACAGAGCAAAAGCCUUGGAUGCCCAAAGUGGAGUUCUUUGGAGAUGCUUUGACCACAAGCAAUGUAAUUACGCGCCAUAGCUUCCUCAUGGCUCUGCGGAACACAGACCCUUUGCCUGACAACAAUGAAAAGUUAUGGGAAGAUGAGACUUUCGAAGGCCGUCAUAAUCCACUGGUGUUGGUGCAGAAGCUCACUGUCACAACUUCAUGUCAGUUCGAUCUCAUAACGUUCCCCUUCGACACACAGUCAUGCAAAUUGGGUAUGGUGUUGGGAGGGCUGACAAAGGACUACAUCGCUCUCGUGGCUGAAGGACCAGGCGUCAAGUACAUCGGCAAGAGGAAACUGAUGGCGUACUAUCUGAAGGAGGAAGUCAUGAAGGCUGAGGAUGUGGGAAACUACAGUGGUCAAGUGAUAGAGAUGAAAUUCCGCAACCUCUCCACCUUCUACGUCACGUCAACGUACAUCCCGACCUUCAUCAUCGUCGUCAUCGGGUACAUCGUCUUCUUCUUUCCCGUCGAGGAUUUCAACGAGCGCAUAAUGGUGGCUCUGACGGCGCUCCUGGUCGAGGCUGCCUUCUUCACGCAGAUGAGUGCCUCGAUUCCCCAGACAGCUUACCUCAAGUUGAUGGACAUUUGGUUUGUGUAUUGCAUCACCAGCCUCUUUUUGGUUGUUGUUACUGUUGCCUUCAUCAACUGGUGCAAGAAAAGUGCCCCUGGCUGCUUGCUGUGGAUCAGGAAAAAAAACGGCAGAGCCUCUGAGAGACUACAGGCUCGUCGAACUGCUCUCGCCUUCAGGUUGAACACCCUUUGUCGCAUCGUCUGCCCCAUUCUCACCGGUCUAUUUUUCAUCGUCUACCUGACCAUGGCCGCACUCAUCGAAAUACCUAAGUUACCCAUUGAAAUUCCGAAUUAUCAAAGUUUUCUUUCUUAGCGACGCGAUUUCUUGGAUGGAGGAGGUCAAGUGGUGCCUUUAGGGUGAGGGAGUCUUAGCAGGGAAAGAGCCAGUAUUGGUCGAUGGAGCUGCGGUUCCACUGG